This is a messenger RNA of Anopheles arabiensis, 4371 nucleotides long. RefSeq names its product CCAAT/enhancer-binding protein (gene slbo). NCBI's taxonomy places the organism in Eukaryota, Metazoa, Arthropoda, Insecta, Diptera, Culicidae. The coding region runs from base 103 to 1461 and encodes 452 amino acids. Gene Ontology annotation, biological process: DNA-templated transcription; regulation of transcription by RNA polymerase II. Gene Ontology annotation, molecular function: DNA-binding transcription factor activity, RNA polymerase II-specific; RNA polymerase II cis-regulatory region sequence-specific DNA binding. The transcript has a single exon. The record is from RefSeq and is a predicted model, not a curated record.
AGCAGUGAAGUGUCGUGCUUGUUAGUGAAUUUGUGUACUCCUCGCCUCACCUCUUUAUGUAUCCACCCCUUGGCACGAGCGAGUGAAUAGUGGGCCAAAAAUAUGGAAUCGCCGCAAAUGUACGAUACGAAUCAAAUCCAAGUGCGCAGUGAUAUCAAGAAGCUAACGAUGGCCGCGAACAAUAGCGUGAACGGUGCGAACGGCACGGCCAACGGGGCCUCGCCGACCAACAACAACAACAACUCACCGACCGCGAUUAAUCAGAACACGCUGGCGAUGAAGCAGCAGCAGCAGCAACAGCAGCACCAGCAGGUCCAGCAGCAGCAGGUCCAGCAGCAGCAGGUCCAACAGCAGCAGCAGCAGCAGGUUCAGCCCCAGCAGCAGGUGCAGCUCGGUCAGCACGCCGCCACCAACGGUGCGUCCGGCGGGCUGCUCUCCAACGGUAACCUCCUGUCCAAGCAGAUGCUGCAGCAAAUCCAGUACUCCCAGUCCGAGCUGGACGAGCUCACGUCCCAGGAGAUCUCGCUCGAUCUGCAGCACCUGAUCGACGACCAGUUCCGCGACCCGGAAGCGCUCGGCAUCUUCACCGAGAUGGUGACGGUCGGCAGCACCAACGGUACGAUGGCGAACCCGCUCGUCCAGACGGCCGCCGCCAAGGCGCUCCAGCUCCAGCAGGCCCGGCUCUCGCAGCACUCGAACGGUGGCAACAGCUACCAGCGCUCGCUCGCCUACAUGCCCCAGCCGGUGCAUACGGGCGCCGCGUACGGCAGCACCUCGAGCGACGAGAACAGCUCCGUCGGCUCGUCCGCCGACUCGGCCAACAUCAAGGAGGAGCCCGUCGACCCGAACGAGUACCGCCGACAGCUGCUCGCGAACGGUGCCUCCGGGGGCGCCCAGUUUAUGGGCACCAUCAACGGGUACCCGGGGCUGCCGGGGGCCGGGGGCGGUGGCGCGGCAACACCCAAUGGUGUCCCCGGGGCUCUCGGUGCGUCCGGGGGCGGCGGCACCACCCCCAGCUACGUCACCAACGGCAACGGUAACAGUUUCUCCAGCCUAACGCCCGCGACCGUGCUGCACCACCAGGCGCUACCGCAUCUGUCCGGCGCCGCCCAUCUCGCCAACCUGACCAAGCACAGCAAGAUGCUGCCGCACGUGGGGCGCAAAACGCAGCAAAAGGUGGUGGACAAGGGCACGGACGAGUACCGGAGGCGGCGCGAGCGGAACAACAUCGCGGUGCGGAAGUCGCGCGAAAAGGCGAAGGUGCGGUCGCGCGAGGUCGAGGAAAAGGUGAAGACGCUGCUGAAGGAGAAGGACGUGCUGAUACGCAAGAUCGAGGAGAAGAACAACGAGAUCGCGCUGUACAAGCAGCUGUACAUGCACCUGAUGAACCACAGCAACCCGGAGAUCAACCAGAUCUGUCGCAGCGCGCUGAACCUGUCCAACAUGGGCGACCACAUGUGAUUUGGUGCGCUUUUGGGUGAAGCGUUGCGGGGAAUCGUUGUCCACUGCUUUUUGUUGGUCGGUCCAGAGCCGGGGACUGCUCCGUUGCAUCCUGGGUUGCAUCUCACUUUUCCUCCCAAACAGCCCACAGCAGCAGCAGCAGUCCAGUACGGUACGGUCGGAGAUGUCCCCUUUAUUAGCUACCCAUUGUCCAUUCUACGUUGCGUUUUGUACACAUAAUACACACAAACACACACGAACCAAAGACAAGUUAGACUCGCAGGAUAUUCUUUCGCACCAAACCGGGACGAAGAAUGGAGUCAAACGAAGACACAGACGGCGCAAAUGUAAGGAAGGCGAAAAUGGGGAAGCGAAUGUUCGGAGGGUGGGACAAAAUCGAAUUCGAUUCGGCCGCAGGCAGCUACUAACCGAAAAACAAUAGCACAAACACACACAAACACACAUACACUCUUGUGACAGCUAGAGCAGUGAACGUGAAGCAAUUCGAAAGGAACUUAAAUACCUGUACAUAGCGUUUAAGAUAUUCGUGUUUAUUUGCUACUGCGACGUUAUUAAUGUUAUUAUAAUUAUUGCCGUUUUUUUUGUUGUGUAUAGAAGAGGAUGCACUCGCUGAGUGCAUUGCGUGAAGCAAUUGGGUGGACAGGGGAACAGGGACGAAUGUAGCAUACAUACAGUUAUAUAUAUCUAUCUCUCUCUCUCUCUAGUGACGUACAGCGACCGAUGAAACAAAUCGUUCGACACAAUACCUACUUAAGUACUACUUUCUGCACAAAGAUUCACAAGAAACAUACACACAAACACCUCUUUGGUACGGCUGGUUGUAGAUAAGACUUGAUGGAAAUGUUUUCUUUCGUUUUCUUUUUUUUGUAAAUUUGUUCAUCUUUAGUUUGAUGGUUAAGCUGUAUGUAGUGUAGUGUGCUCUAUUCGUUCGUUUGCGUUCAUCCAGAGUCAGGGCAGAUACGUCUGUUAAGAAAACGGUUAAAAUACAAACUACUUUUUUACAAAAUUAAACUAAAACACUGUUCUACUUCCUUUUCUUUCUUUUUCUUCCUGUAUCUUCAUCUCCAAUUACGGUUUCUGGUGUACUUGUAACACGUUAUAAGCUACAGAUUAAUGUUUCCACCCUUAAGACUGAUGUUCCUGUUAUUCUUCUAGUAUUUUUUUCUUAUUUGAUAUUUCUCUUCAUUCCGCUUUAUCUAUUUCUGUUGUUGCAUCUUUGCAGAUGUUUCAUACAAUAUUUGAUUUUCUCUUUGCACAUACCUGCACAUAUUCAUCUUUUCCUUUUCUCUUCCAACAAUCGUUUACACUAUUUCUUUGUUUCUUUUUCUACUUUUCAUUCUUUUAUUUGUUGUUUCAUUCUAUUAUCUUAUUGUUCAGACUUUUUUCAUUCAACUACUCUAUUUCAAAUGUUUUUGGUUGAUUUUUUACUUCUUUUUAUUCUGAAAUUGACAUUAACCUGAAAUCUACAUUUUUUUCCUGUCAUCUUUUCAUUUUCAAAACUAACUAAAAUAUUGUUGCACUAAAAUACUCUCUCUAAUCGUUUAUCACGAAUCUUCUUUUACUUUCUAGUUCGCUUACUGUUUCUUUCUACCUUUUCUUGUUCUUAUUCAUUCAUUGUUUUUCCUCUUUUACCUAACUUAUUUUAAUUACUCCGCAUCUAGUACUUUCCCGAACUAAACCAAAAGACAUCAUUUUAUAAACUUUCACAACCACACCACCUUCCAUCAUUUUCCUCACAAAUGCUAGACAGAAUGAACCAGUUAUGUAAAUAAUAAACCACACACAUACACAUAUCCCAAAAAAAGAAAGGCAAACGAGCACACAACCUCUACUUAUCGAACUAUUGUUACCAAUGUGCGUAUCGAAAACCUAAGAACUUAAAACCCCGUAAUAACGUCGAGCUAGGAAGUCGAAUAGGCAAGUGUCUGACAUUGUUCUGUGUUAACCGAACGCGUGAUUAGAAUAUUGGGUGAUCGAAUUAUCCCGAUUGCGCGCGACCCAGCGAGCGAACGAAGGGGAGCGACGAAAAUGAGACCACCGGCAAGAGCUAAAAUAACCGAUACUGAAGCGAUCGUACUGAACCCAAUCGAUAAGUGGAGUGAAUAUUUAAAUGUCUUGAAAAAUGAAAACGCGUGCAGGUGUGAAAGUGAAAGCGGAAGCGAAUCGGCAUGGCCUAAGAGGCCCCGCAAUCGCACCCACUGGUCACUGUGUGCUUGAGAGUUCUUGGUGCGCUUGUAUCAAAACGGGAACAGAAUAAAAGCGGUGAAUCAAGGGGUGAAAACUAGAAACAAUGAAACCGAAGAUAAAUUAUGAAACUGAUGAGGUGAACUGGUUGUGUUUAAGUAGGUGAACUGUGCGUCCUACGAUCCGAAACGAUAAGUUACCAGACAGAGUUAGUCUUAGUCAUCUCCUGCACCCCAAUUAUGUAUAAAGAGAACGAGAGCGAGCGAUGCACCCACAGACGCUAGAUUUUCUUCACUCUCAAGAUGAUGAUGAACGUUUUGUAGUAUGAUUGUUAAUUUAAUUUGUGUUUUUCUCUCUCCCUUUUGCGAUUCUUUGUUGAGUAUCAAUUGGACAGAUAUUCCAUCACAAUUUCGAAAUGUGCGGUGGAUGCGUUCUAGUACGCCCAGUUUAGCGUAAUGGUAGGGUUAAAAAUGGGUGACAGCAAUCGUUCGGCAGCAGCAAGUGGUCUCUGUUAAGUUGAUAGCAUUGAGCAUUGAAAUCUGUGUAAUCCCAUACCUGUAACAGACACAGACACACACAUAAAACACCCACACCACCUUUCUUCUCAGCUUGUGAUGGCAAACCACCUUUUUGUAGUUAGCUGAAUAUUAAUCGAGACAAACAACUCUACAUAAACACACGGGCUGAAUAAAUGUAAUAAACUCAUUUAAAAAUCAUUAAACUAAA